This is a messenger RNA of Nicotiana tabacum (common tobacco), 318 nucleotides long. The record is from the annotation of a RefSeq genome assembly. NCBI's taxonomy places the organism in Eukaryota, Viridiplantae, Streptophyta, Magnoliopsida, Solanales, Solanaceae.
AUGAACUAUAUACCAUUUGAUCCCUCUAUCAGCCAAAAAAUAUUAAUUGUGAUAAAAUAUGUCAUCGAGGGAUUUUACUUUAUCAUGAAUCCAUUGAUUCUAUAUGACUUAUUACUACUCCCCCUUUCGCACUUUAUUCGUACAUGGAGUGGGGGGAAAUGGAAUUUUAUUUUUUAUUUCACAAAUGGGCAUGCUAGAUCAUAUAUCUAUAUACGGAUAGAUAGAUCGACCGGUGGAUUCGCACCUGAGAUCUUUUUACAGAUAGUACAGAUAGUGGGGGUAUCCACCCCUAUGGCCAUGUUCUAUUCGGAGGAAUAA